AUGACAGUCUCUGGAGACUCAAUCAUUACCAACAGUGCUAAUAGCACCAAUGGUGUUAAUGGAGUCAACGGGGCCAAGACCAAUGGAGUCAAGUUGUCGUGGGAAGAGCUCGGCGCCAAGAAGCGCAGCGAGCUGUUGGCCUCUAUCCCGCCGGAAUGGCGCAUUCCAGAGAAUCUGCUGCCUCCAGAUUCGCAGGACGACGUGACGACCUGGCCUGAGACAUCUGGAUGGUUUACCAGAGCAGAACUGGACAUGACCAGCCUGACCGCCAGCGAGCUGGUGUCGAAACUAUCCUCGGGUGCUCUCAAAUCAGAGGAUGUCACCAGAGCGUUUUGCAAGCGAGCAUCUGCUGCUCACCAGCUUACAAACUGCCUCUCUGAAACGUGCUUCGAUCGCGCCAUCGCCAUGGCUCGUGCUCGAGACGAACACUUGGCAGAAACCGGCCAGCCAAUCGGCCCUCUGCACGGCCUGCCCAUCUCGCUCAAAGACAACAUCAAUGUCAAGAGCGUUGAUUCCACAGUGGGCAUGGCCACGCAUGUGGGCGAUCCCGCCAAAGCUGACGCAACGCUGGUCGAGGUGCUGGAGGCGGCCGGCGCCGUCUUCUAUGUCAAGACAAACGUGCCCACGGCCAUGAUGAUUGCCGAGUCGGUAAACAACGUGUUUGGGCGCACGCUGAACCCGAGAAACAGGCGGACGACGAGCGGUGGCAGCUCGGGCGGAGAGUCUGCGCUCAUUGUCAUGAAGGGCAGCCCUAUUGGUGUUGGGUCAGAUAUAGGCGGCUCGCUUCGGAUUCCGGCUGCUUGCACGGGCAUUUUCACUCUUCGGCCGUCGCUGGGUCGGUUUCCCGUGCGAAACUGUCGAUCUGGCAUGCCUGGCCAGGAAGCUGUGCCCUCUGUCAAUGGACCUUUGGCUCCGACGCUUGAAGAUGUGAAGCUGUACAGCAAAUCAGUUAUCGGUGGACAGCCAUGGUUGAGAGACCCCAAGUGUUUGCCAAUCCCCUGGAGAGACGUUGAGCUGCCCCAGAAGCUUCGGAUUGGUGUUAUGUGGCACGACGGGAUAGUUCAGCCUACGGCUCCUGUAACUCGUGCCCUGAAACACACAGUCACCAAGCUCAAGGCAGCUGGGCAUGAGAUUGUGGAGUGGGAUAAUUUUGAUCAGGCUGAGGGAGCCCGGCUGCUGCAGCGGAUGUUUGUGGCUGACGGUGGCCUGACUAUCAAGUCGCAACUUGAUCCUACGGGCGAACCCUGGAGAGACGAGAUGUAUCCUUACUCUGUGGCGAGGGAGCUGGGUACGGCGGAAAUGUGGAGGCUGCACUUGGAGAGGACAGACUUUCAGAACCGACACUUGGAUAGAUGGAACAGGGCGGGUCUUGAUGCUCUUUUGCUGCCUACGAUACCGUUUAAUACGGUCAGGCAUGGAACUUUUAAGCAUGUUGGAUACACCGGAGUCUACAACGUACUAGACUACUCCGCCGUGUCUUUUCCCACCGGCUUGAGUGUGAUUGAAGGUGUCGAUGUAGAUGGGCCUGACUACGCGCCCCUCAGCAACGACUGCAAAGACAUUCAUGCGACUUAUGAACCUGACCUGAUGCACGGACUGCCGAUCAGCUUGCAGCUGGUGGCGCGGAGGUUGGAAGAGGAAAAGGUGCUUGCAAUGACGGGCGUGGUGUUGAAGGCGUUGGCUGAGUAA
Trichoderma gamsii is the source of this 1689-nucleotide messenger RNA. RefSeq lists its product as hypothetical. The coding region runs from base 1 to 1689 and encodes 562 amino acids. Lineage: Eukaryota; Fungi; Ascomycota; Sordariomycetes; Hypocreales; Hypocreaceae. The record is from RefSeq and is a predicted model, not a curated record. The transcript is spliced from 4 exons.